Molecule: messenger RNA, 1160 nt
Organism: Coniophora puteana RWD-64-598 SS2
Lineage: Eukaryota; Fungi; Basidiomycota; Agaricomycetes; Boletales; Coniophoraceae
Product: rab geranylgeranyltransferase
Exons: 8
Coding region: 40-1026 (328 amino acids)
Biological process (GO): protein geranylgeranylation
Cellular component (GO): Rab-protein geranylgeranyltransferase complex
Molecular function (GO): Rab geranylgeranyltransferase activity
Source: RefSeq, a predicted model, not a curated record
GACAUCGCGAGGCAAGUGCAAGGGCAAAGCAACGUCCAGAUGGCAGACUCGCAUUUGCUCAUCGACAAGCACGUACAGUACAUACAGAACCUUGGAAAUAGCAAAGAUGACCUGUCCUAUCAUAUGACCGCCCACCUUCGUAUGAACGCCAUCUACUGGGGCCUCACCGCCCUCUGCAUCAUGGGCCACAAGGAAGCACUCGACAGAGAGGAGAUGAUAGAAUACGUUAUGAGCUGCUGGGACGACGAAGCAGGGGCUUUUGGCGCGCACCCGGACCACGAUGCCCACAUCCUCUCGACACUUAGUGCCAUCCAGAUCCUGGUCACUCACGAUGCGCUCGACAGAAUCGACGUCGAUCGAGUCACAAAGUUCAUCCUGUCCCUGCAACAGCCUUCCGGCGUGUUCGCGGGUGACAUGUGGGGCGAGAUCGACACACGGUUUUCUUAUAUCGCCGUAAACGCACUGUCCCUCCUUGGCCGCCUCUCCGAGCUGGACGUCGAGAAGACUGUUUCCUAUAUCCGUCAAUGUCGGAACUACGAUGGCGGGUUUGGAAAUACGGCUGGGGCGGAAAGUCAUUCUGGACAAGUCUUCGUAUGCGUGGCUGCGCUCGCCAUUUUGGACAGACUAGACGAGAUCGACCAGCCCUCGCUUUGCUGGUGGCUGUCCGAGCGACAGCUUCCCAACGGAGGCUUGAACGGUCGCCCCGAGAAGCUUGAAGACGUCUGCUAUAGCUUCUGGGUGCUAUCUGCGUUAUCGACGUUGGGAAAGCUUUCAUGGAUCGAUUCCGACAAGCUAACAAAGUUCAUUCUCUCUGCGCAAGAUACGGAUAGAGGUGGCAUAGCCGAUCGCCCUGGAGACGAGCCCGACGUAUUCCACAUUCAUUUUGGCAUCGCUGGCCUGUCUCUUCUCGGCUAUCCUGGCUUGGUCGACCUUGAUCCCGUCUACUGCAUGCCUGCUCCCAUAAUCGAGAAGAUGGGUCUACGUAAAGGUUGGAAGGCACUUCCGCGAAGAACCCUCGGAGUGUAAUAAAGGACGUCUAGUAGUAUAUGAUAAACCUAGGAUCAGUUAAGAUACAACACAGACCUAUGCUCGCAUUUUCAAUAUAUCGAUACGUUGUGGUUUGCGAUGCGCACCCGCAACCGCACAGUAUUGUCCUCGCG